CUUGCGGUCACGUGUCUACAAACAAUUAAAACAGGAAGCGACACUGUAGCAUCAAGGAACCCACAAUAAAAUAGACAACAAUGAGAUUAUAUAGAUAGCUUCAGGCUUACUUCAGUUGUAAAGAAGCAUCCAAGCUCUCGGGAAAGAUACACUCUUUCGGUCAUUGAAGAGAAGAAGGGCCCUGCGGUGGAGGUUUUGUUAACAGGCUAACUUGAGUCGAAGUCGGACCAAGCCCCAAAAUGACUGCAUCUGUGUUCUUCGGGUGUACAUUCAUCGCUUUCGGCCCUGCCAUUGCACUGUUCUUGUUUACUAUUGCCAGGGACCCACUCCGAGUGAUCUUUCUUAUCGCUGGAGCGUUCUUCUGGUUGUGUUCUCUGCUGCUGUCUUCACUAGUGUGGUUCAUCACAGUUCAGAUCAGUAACAAAGAGAGUUCCUCCCAGCAGAAAGGACUGCUCAUAUUCGGGGUGGUUCUCUCCGUGCUGCUGCAGGAGACUUUCCGCUUUGGCUACUACAAGCUGCUAAAGAAGGCAAACGAAGGCUUGCUCAUGUUGAGUGCAGAGGAAACGAUGCCGAUCUCCAUACGGCAACUAGCCUAUGUGUCUGGACUGGGGUUCGGCUUCAUGAGUGGAGCGUUCUCAAUGGUCAAUAUCCUGGCCGAUUCUGUUGGCCCCGGCACCAUUGGUAUCCAUGGAGACUCCCAACACUACUUCCUGUCCUCAGCCUUCAUGACCAUGGCCAUCAUCCUGCUCCACAUGUUCUGGGGGGUUGUGUUCUUUGAUUCCUGUGAGAAACAACACUGGUGGUCUCUGGCUGUGGUCGUCAUCAGCCACCUCCUCGUCUCCUGUCUGACAUUCCAGAACCCUCAGUACGUGGGCAGCCUGGUUCCCACCUAUAUCAUCGUGUUCCUCGUGGGUCUCUGGGCGUUCUUCUGCGCCGGGGGAUCUCUCCGGAACCUUAAACUCUGCCUUACCUGCAAAGACAAGGACUUCCUGUUGGCCAACCACCGGCCCAGAUAACAGAACACCACUGAAGACACACACACACUGUAUGGGGACGCUAUCCAACAGGACUCACACCACACACACAAAUAAAUAAAUUAAAGAUAAACUGGGUCGAUGAUGUCUCUACCCCCCCCCAUGUGUUCUGUGUAUCAUUGUUUCAGUGGUGCUGGGGACUGGAAAUAGGCUCCAGGGAUGUAGUCCAGAGAGUAAAUAUUGUUUAAACACCUUUUUAUUUUGUGAGCAGCAUUUCCAGAUGUAUUACAGUGCAUUAGUAAUAGAAUAAUCUAGAGGAUCCUUUUGUUACCACUUCAUCCCUGGCUGACACUGCUCAGAACGGUUGAUAAACUGUUUACAACUGGGGGGGACAAACACAUGUUAUCUGUGUGUAGUUUUAAAAUGUAGAGUAUGUAGUUCCUUAAUGAGACGGUACCUAUUUGACACCAGAUGGGUCUCUCUUUCUCUCUGGAUCUGUGCCUUCUACAGUAAUGAUGAGGUAGCUAGUGUUUUGGCCCUGUAUUCAUAAAGCAUCUGAGUAGAAGCGCUGAUCUAGGAUCAGACCCCUCCAUGUCCAUGUAAUCUUAUUCAUUAUAAUCUAGGAUCAGACCCCCCCCCAUGUCCAUGUAAUCUUAUUCAUUAUAAUCUAGGAUCAGACCCCCCCCAUGUCCAUGUAAUCUUAUUCAUUAUAAUCUAGGAUCAGACCCCCUCCAUGUCCAUGUAAUCUUAUUCAUUAUAAUCUAGGAUCAGACCCCUCCAUGUCCAUGUAAUCUUAUUCAUUAUAAUCUAGGAUCAGACCCCCUCCAUGUCCAUGUAAUCUUAUUCAUUAUAAUCUAGGAUCAGACCCCCCCCAUGUCCAUGUAAUCUUAUUCAUUAUAAUCUAGGAUCAGACCCCUCCAUGUCCAUGUAAUCUUAUUCAUUAUAAUCUAGGAUCAGAUCGAUUCCCCCCCAUGUCCAUGUAAUCUUAUUGGUUCUGAUCUGAAAGGCUAAACUCAUCCCACUGUAGAUCGGCAGGUCUACUAUGAGAUGCUUUAUAAAUAUACGGCCCUGGAUUGUCUUUGUAAAUGGACCUUUAGUGUUUAAUCUAUAUCAGACCUGUGAUGUUUUUUAUAACGUUCAUGUUUCUGUCUCCUGCUGUAUUAGUUGUCAGUCUGGCAGGCAGCUGUAUUGUUCUCCUGUUUUAGAAGGGUUGGUAGUACAAUACAACAGUGUUUGCAUAUCAACAACUUACUUUUCAUAAAUUACCAAAAAAAAGCAAAUCCCUUUGGAGAACAAAAGCAGCAUAUUAGGUCUGAUAGUGUCUCUCUAAGUCAUGAGCUGUUUCAAAAUGAAGUUCUGAUUCAAACUGAAAAUAUGUAAAACGUGGUGUGUUUGUUUUGAUAGUCCAGAUGAAUAUAUUUGGCCUAAACUUGAUGAAUAUAAAUAUUGACCUGAUGAUGAUAAUACUGUUUUUAUAUGAAUGAUGUGCUUUACAUACUGAUUAGUGCUGCUAAGCUUUGCUUCAGCUAAAUGUUUUGUUUUUGUAAUCACACUGACCUCAAGGGUUGGUCUGAUCUAUUUGGCUUUAGGACGUACAGGGGGAGGUUUCCCAGACCCAGAUUAAACUUAUUCCUGGACUGAAAAGCACUUUUAACUUUCAAAAUUCUCAACUGAGAAUGCUUUUUAGAAGUGGCUUAACCUUUUGUCUGAGUAAACCGACCCAAACUGUAGCACCCUUUUUUAGUCCUGACUUCCAUUUUAGUUAAAUAUUCCCAUUGACAUCAAUACAAACUGAUGACUAAGUGAAAAUUGGAAAAUGCGGAUUCUCCCUUUUUAAAAGAGGACAUGCCCUUGAGGAACAAAUGAUUGAACAUGUACCACGUUGUUGUUGAUGAAUUAGCAGAUUUUUCAAGGCAGUGAGUUUGACCUGUGGAAACCAACUCCUAUAGAGAGCUCAACAGAAGUUAGUUUACACCAGGCUGAAAUAAUUUAAUGAAAUGAGUCACCUCACUUGUCAUGGUUUUGAAUGUUUUUCUGAUCUGUGUCGUGUAUGGAGCUGUACAGCUUUAACAUGCUAGUCGAGAACUCCCAGCCAAUAGUAUCAGCCUCUCAGGGUUGAAGGUCACUGAUAUGCAAAUGAGCUGUAUGUUCCUGUUUUGACGCGUGCCUGUGUGCACCCUGUUAUUUCCCCAUGCUUCUGUAUUGAUAUAAAGUUAAAAGUAGUAGCA
Salmo salar (Atlantic salmon) is the source of this 3202-nucleotide messenger RNA. It is a transcript of the gene aph1b, whose product is annotated as APH1B gamma secretase subunit. Gene Ontology annotation, biological process: protein processing; positive regulation of catalytic activity. The record is from RefSeq and is a predicted model, not a curated record. Gene Ontology annotation, cellular component: membrane. Lineage: Eukaryota; Metazoa; Chordata; Actinopteri; Salmoniformes; Salmonidae.